Penaeus monodon (black tiger shrimp) is the source of this 1528-nucleotide messenger RNA. RefSeq lists its product as uncharacterized. The transcript has 4 exons. Lineage: Eukaryota; Metazoa; Arthropoda; Malacostraca; Decapoda; Penaeidae. Bases 1 to 906 code for a protein of 301 amino acids. The record is from RefSeq and is a predicted model, not a curated record.
AUGGUGAUGAGAGGUGGGCGACGGGCGUGGUGGGUGGGCGUGGUGGUUCUGCUGCUGGCGAAGAGCACGUGGGGGAACUUCAUAGUGUACAAGUUGGGCGAACCCGGGAUGUGUACAGGCUUCGUGAAGACCCUGUCGACGCUUACGGACACUUGCUGUGCCAUGGCUUGUAGUGCAAACAACGUAUGCAAUGCGUUUGACUACCAAGAUGGCCAGUGUUCGCUGUACAAGUUCCUGGUUCAGCCGGGUACAUCCUCUUUGACCUGUUAUGUUCCAGAGGAUGCGUUGGGCGCCAGUCUGCCAAGCAUCGCCGACUUGACGACCCCUGCACGACAAGAGACACCCUCCACGACGGCCUCCGCACAACAGAUGUCCUCCACGACGACCUCUCGGCCUGGCAACGACGGCGCCACGACCCCUUCCUCCUCGGGCUGGUCAUCAUCGCCAGUAGACUUCAAGGAUACAUCUGAAUUGCGAAUCACUCUCCAGCAAAAAUGCGCCACCAACGGAGGAAUCAUCGGUAUAUUCAAGAAAUCAAACAUCUUUUACUUCCUGUGCAGACGGUCGCCCAACGAAAUCCCGCUGGUCGUGUCUGAUCCUGGGUCGCCCUGUUCAGGUACCAAAGUCAGCUGUUUGUCCACCACGUGUGAUGAGGACAAGAUCUUCAUCGGCUACGACCAGAACGGGCCAAAGGGACCCUGCUACAAAGUCAGCAGUCAGCAGGCCACUGUUGACAAGGGAGACUGCUACAUCGAAACUACCGCCGCCCCUCUGCCAACCGGGAAGGGCGGCUCGUGGACGCAGUGGCGGGUCUGCCGCACGGACGCUUUCUUCGUCAUCGUGGGAGCCGACGUGUCUAGCGGCGACAUCUUGAACAUCACCUGCUGUAGAGCCAAAACUGUGUAAUCACGACUAACGUUUGUGUCAGUUGCUUGUGAAACCCUUGCCGUAAAAUCAGUAAUCUCUGUUAUGACUUACCAACUUUUCCAUCACGCUGGCCUAUUUAAAGUAUUUCUUUAAUUCGGUAUAUUAUAUUAUUACUAUAGAGAAAGAUUGCAAAGUAAGAAAAAAAACUGAUUUCAAGGGCUUCUUGUAGAAUGGCAACACUAUCUGUCUGAUAGUGGUCGUCUUGAUUUGUUUUGAAAAUAUUCCUUCAUCCAUCAUAAAAACGUCAAACCAUAAACUCGUUGAUACUUAUAAGUUUGAAUAAAUACUGUAUGUGCAACCAACCUUUACAUUAAUGAAACAGAAAGACUUGCAUAACACAUCUUGAUGCAAGCAAUCUUGAAGGUCGAUAUUUCUGGAUAAAAACCCUGAUGUGUGUUUUUCUCAUAAGUACUUGAAAUUUACAUUAGGCAUUUCAUGACAUCAGGCCAGAAAACACUAGGAAGUUUGUUUACAUCGCUGGUCUAUCAUGUUGCGUCUUUACGGCAUAUGUGAACACAUUCCUCUGAUUAGAGGUAAUAAUGAUAUCUGCGUUUCGUGUAACUACCAGGCAUUCGUGCAUUAUAAUAUUCAGCUACCAUUU